Messenger RNA from Sphenostylis stenocarpa, 816 nucleotides. Lineage: Eukaryota; Viridiplantae; Streptophyta; Magnoliopsida; Fabales; Fabaceae. The record is from the annotation of a GenBank genome assembly.
AUGGCCUCCCUCCUCGAAUCUGGCUGGCAGUACUUAAUCACACAUUUCAGUGACUUCCAACUCGCGUGUUUGGGAAGUUUCUUUCUACAUGAGGGCGUUUUCUUCUUAUCUGGACUUCCCUUUAUAUGGCUUGAGAGGGCAGGGUGGAUGAGCAAGUACAAAAUUCAGGCAAAAAAUAAUAGCCCUGCAGCUCAGGAGAAAUGCAUUGUUCGCCUGUUGCUUUACCAUUUUGGUGUCAAUCUACCUGUUAUGAUUUUUUCAUAUCCUGUCUUCACAUACAUGGGCAUGCGGAGUAGUCUUCCCCUACCGUCCUGGAAAAUAGUUCUAACUCAAAUAAUCUUUUACUUCAUUUUGGAGGACUUUAUAUUCUACUGGGGACAUAGAAUAUUGCACACAAAAUGGCUAUACAAGCAUGUGCACAGUGUUCAUCAUGAGUAUGCUACACCAUUUGGACUUACUUCUGAAUAUGCUCAUCCUGCUGAGAUACUUUUCCUUGGCUUUGCUACCAUUUUUGGUCCUGCCAUCACUGGGCCCCACUUGAUAACUCUCUGGUUAUGGAUGGUUCUGAGAGUCCUAGAGACAGUUGAGGCUCAUUGUGGUUACCAUUUUCCAUGGAGUCUUUCGAACUUCCUUCCAUUGUAUGGAGGAGCUGAUUUCCACGACUACCAUCACCGUUUACUGUACACCAAGUCUGGUAAUUAUUCAUCAACUUUCACUUACAUGGACCGGAUAUUUGGAACUGAUAUAGGCUACAGAAAGUUGAAAGCGUUGAAGAGCACAGAAAUUGAAGACAGUAGCGAGCUAAAGAACAACUAG